Molecule: messenger RNA, 846 nt
Organism: Didymodactylos carnosus
Lineage: Eukaryota; Metazoa; Rotifera; Eurotatoria; Philodinida; Philodinidae
Source: the annotation of a GenBank genome assembly
GUAGAAUCUUCUGAAAUGUAUUUACGUUUGCGCAUCGUUGCCAUUGUAUUUAACAUGACAGUAACACGAAGCAUACGUCGAAUAAAAUCAUUUUGACGACGUUCAUCUUGAUCUGUUAUUUGUUCAAAUAACGUAGAACACGUAAUACUUGCACGUUUACAAGAUGCACAUCGUAUUCAAGUCUCGAAAGUACAAUGUUUUUCGAAUUUAGGUGUAGCUAUUGUUCAUUUAGCGAAACAGGAAGAUAAAGAUUAUUUAGUUAAUAAAUUACAAUGUGUUAUACUAUUUCCCAAUGAUGGUAUUCAGGUAACUUGUACCGAACAACUGGAAGUAACAUCUUAUAUAGUUCUGGAUGAAAAUCAAACAGUAUCUAGUAUUGAUGCAAUUGCACGACGAUGGAUAGAUCUAUUUCCUUCAACUCAUCGUCCACAAUUUCAAACAUUAUCAAUACAAUUUCCUAACAUAAUCAAAGUGACAUCAUUCUCAAUUGAAGAAUUACAAGCUGUUACCAAAUUUCGAGUUUUUCAGAUCGAAGAUCAAGUGGCACGCAUUCACACUCAUGUUGAUUGUAGCUAUCUUGAAGAACUACCUCGAUCACAACCAAAACUCGAUGAGAAUCGAAUAUUUUGUUUUAUUGCAACACAACUUAACAUGUCCGAUCGUGCACGUAUAGAUAAAGACUUAUGUCAAGAACAAGCUAAUACUCUUUUUCAACAGAUUCAAUCACUUCCUCUGCCUUUGAAACAAUUAAAAUCGCAGAUUUAUAUUCGAUAUAAUGAACAAUCUUCAAAUGCAAUUAUUCUGGCUUCAAAUUCGUUGUAUCAAUGGGUCUUGAUGAAGUGUUAG